Messenger RNA from Brassica napus (rape), 2294 nucleotides. RefSeq names its product transcription initiation factor TFIID subunit 4. Gene Ontology annotation, cellular component: transcription factor TFIID complex. The record is from RefSeq and is a predicted model, not a curated record. Gene Ontology annotation, molecular function: RNA polymerase II general transcription initiation factor activity; DNA binding; protein heterodimerization activity. Gene Ontology annotation, biological process: transcription initiation at RNA polymerase II promoter. The transcript is spliced from 15 exons. NCBI's taxonomy places the organism in Eukaryota, Viridiplantae, Streptophyta, Magnoliopsida, Brassicales, Brassicaceae. The coding region runs from base 88 to 2214 and encodes 708 amino acids.
CCGCAAUUUGGAUGCCACAAAAUCGAACUCCCUUUCAAAUCCCUCGGUGUGCUCUUGCUGCUGGCACAACGAGCUUCCUCUAAGGAAAUGGAUCCCUCCCUUUUGAAGCUCCUCGAAGAAGAUGACGAGGAUGAAUCUAUGCACUCGAAGGAAGACGUCGACGCGUUCCAGGCCUCUCUGAUUCGAGAAAUCGAAGGAGGAAAUCAUUCUUGGAGUCAGCAGUUCGCAGCAUGGAAUAAUGGUAUUACUCAAGAUGCUAAUACCAAUAAGCUCCAUAUCCUUGUGAGCACUCAGAUGAAAGAGCAACAACAACAAUCUGUUUUAGGGAGUCAUGACCGAGAAUUAAAGCACAACCUGCCUCAGAACCAUCUACAAUCAGUUAGACUCUCUGAGAAUCCUUCCCAUGUUCCCCAAGCAACUGACUUGCAGUCUAGGAACAACUCUAUUAGUAUGGAACAACCUGUUGGCUCUGUAAAUCUUGGUCCGACACAACUACAAGUCGGUGAAUUGUUUCGUCUACUGAGACCCCAAGUUGACAAAGAUAGAGGGAAGCAGCUCAAUACACUGUUUUAUAAAUUCAAGAGUAACGAAGUUACAAAGGAAAGUUUCUUACGACAAGCAAGGAAUAUUGUAGGUGAACGAAUGAUCUUAUGGGCAGUUAGGAAACUGCAACAACAGGGAAAUAACGGGGGCAAAGUACCUGGUGACCCAAACCAUUACAGAGAGCCCUUUACUUCUGCUGAAGACCAAUCCCAGAUACAAUCUUUAACCGAAGGCAUCAGUGCUAAAAAGUCUGACACCUGUGGAGGUCAUGAUAACCAACUACAUUCAACAAGUUCGGGCACCUUUAGCAGUGCAGCUACUGUGCAAGGAUUACACAAUUCUGAGAGACCAGUUUCUGUGAAUGGUCCUGCUAUGGUUCAUGGUGGCCCUAUAUUCCCCACCCAAAAUAACAUAUCCUUGCCUCUAAAUCCGGCUCUUUGUCAAGGAUCAGUCACCAAGGGCCAGACAAUGAGCAAUGAUCAGACAGUGGCCCACGUGAAGCAGAAAUUGACUGAUCAAAGCUUUGAUCAGGUACCGAAGCCUUGUCCUGUGGUGCGGCAAGACGUGUCUAAUGUUCCAAUGGAACAGAAGAAUGGUAACCCAAGGAGGUCAGAUGAUGACUUAGUGAAGCAAUCAUCUGAAAUGGUUUUAUCAGCACCUACCACCCAUGCAAACUUUGCCUCUCCUUCAAUGAAAACACAGCUGGACUCUAGCACAAUGGUUAAUUUCUCUGCCCCAGCUGCGACCAUUCUCCCAGGAACUAUUGUUAGAACGACACAAGGUCAGAAAAAAUCUCUGGAGGCACAAGGUUCUUCGCUACCACCAUUGAGUAAGAGGCAAAAACUGUGUGAAACUUCUUUAGCUGGAAGUGGUAAAAAGUUCAAUGAUGUUACGGAACUCAGUGGCAUCAAUCUUAUGGAAGAGGAAAGAGAAUUAUUAUCUUCUCUGCCUAAAAAUAACAGUCGUGUUUUCAAAUCAUUUCGAAGAGUUGCGUAUGAGGAGGAAGGAAGAACGAUUUUGCAGAAAGCUCCACUGCAGAGAAAGCUGGCUGGAAUUAUGGCAAAAAGUGGUAUAAAGCAUAUCAAGGAUGAUGUUGAGCGGUGCUUGUCUCUGUGUGUGGAGGAAAGGAUGCGUGUAUUGUUGUCUAAGAUAAUCCGGACUUCAAAGCAGCGGACUGAUCCCGAGAAGUGUAGAAAUCGGAUUUGUAUCACAUCUGAUAUCCGGAAACAAAUCAACGAAAUGAAUCAGAAGGAAAAAGAUGAACAGGAAAAGAAACAUGGUGGAGAAGAAGAGCUUAAGAAUGAUACAGCAAAAGAAGAUAAACGUUCAGAGCAAGUGAAGGCAAAUAAGGAGCAAGCCGAAAAGAGAGCUAAGGCUGCAAAUGAUGCUGCCCUUGCAUCCGUUGGAGGAGAUAAUGUGUUUUCAAAAUGGAAACUUAUGGCAGAAGCACGUCAGAAACCUUCUUCAGAGACAAGAAGAAACGCCAAAAAACUUUCUGGUGGUCAAAGAUUAGGGAAGAAGAACCAUGGUUCACCAAAAGUGGUCCGUUCAAUCUCUGUGAAGGAUGUGAUUGCUGUUGUGGAAAAAGAGCAUCAGAUGUCCAGAUCGACGCUACUGUAUCGCUUAUACGAUAGUAUCUGCUCGUAUGUUCCAACCCAAGAUAAGACAUAGAAAUUACUAAUAUCAAAGACAAGUCUUUCUAACAUUUUUGUUUCUUCUUAUUCCAUUGAAAGUGAUACCAUUACAAAAUC